AUGGCGAUCCCGCCAUAUAUGAUACCGCCUAAUCAAUGGGCUCAUAUGAUGGCUCAGCAGCAAGUGUUCGCUGUACAGCAGGCCCAGGCCCAAGCCCAAGCCCAGGCUCAAGCGCAGCAACAACAGCAGCAGCAGCAACAUGCACAGGUUCACAUGCAUGCCCAGCAGAUGGCCGUUGGUCAGAUGCAGAUGCCUCCUAUGGGACACAUUCCUCCGGGUCCGCCCAAGCCGGACAUAGUACUGACGGAGGAAAAGCUGCAGGAAAAAGCACAAAAGUGGCAACAAUUACAGUCGAAACGUUUCGCGGAGAAACGCAAGUUUGGUUUUGUGGAUGCUCAAAAGGAAGACAUGCCGCCAGAGCACAUCCGCAAGAUCAUACGCGAUCACGGUGACAUGACGAGUCGCAAGUACCGACACGACAAGCGUGUCUAUCUCGGAGCACUCAAGUACAUGCCACAUGCGGUGAUGAAGCUACUGGAGAAUAUGCCCAUGCCUUGGGAGCAGAUUCGGGACGUACCCGUACUGUAUCACAUUACCGGUGCAAUCACAUUCGUGAACGAGAUUCCGUGGGUGAUAGAACCGCUAUACAUUGCCCAGUGGGGCACAAUGUGGAUAAUGAUGCGUCGUGAAAAGCGCGAUCGUCGUCACUUCAAGCGGAUGCGUUUCCCACCGUUUGAUGAUGAAGAACCGCCACUGGAUUACGCCGACAACGUACUGGACGUUGAGCCGCUAGAAGCGAUCCAGAUUGAUCUGGACGGCGAGGAAGAUGGGAGUGUGUAUGAUUGGUUUUACGAGCAUCGGCCGCUGAUUGGCACACCGCAUGUGAACGGGUCGACUUACCGCAAGUGGAACCUCACACUGCCACAGAUGGCCACACUGUACCGGUUGGGCAAUCAGUUGCUGACGGAUCUGGUCGAUGAUAAUUUCUUCUAUCUGUUCGAUCCCAAAAGCUUCUUCACGGCCAAAGCACUCAAUAUGGCGAUUCCUGGAGGACCAAAGUUUGAACCGCUUAUCAAGGAUCAUAACGUUGGUGAUGAGGACUGGAAUGAGUUCAACGAUAUCAACAAGAUCAUUAUUCGUCAGCCGAUUCGUACGGAGUAUCGCAUCGCAUUCCCUUAUCUGUACAACAAUAUGCCACACUUUGUGCAUCUUUCCUGGUACCACGCACCAAACGUGGUGUUUAUCAAGACAGAAGAUCCUGAUCUGCCCGCCUUCUACUUCGAUCCCUUGAUCAAUCCGAUCGCACAUCGGCAUGCGGUGAAAUCGAUUGAAAUCCUACCGGAUGAUGAUGAAGAAUUUAUCCUACCGGAGGAAGUUCAACCGUUCCUGCAGGACACUCCGCUCUAUACCGACAAUACGGCCAAUGGUAUUUCGUUGCUUUGGGCUCCUCGGCCAUUCAACAUGCGUUCGGGUCGCUGCCGACGGGCAAUCGAUAUACCGUUGGUGAAAACAUGGUACAAAGAACACUGCCCUCCGGGACAUCCGGUUAAGGUGCGUGUCAGUUAUCAGAAGCUACUAAAAUACUACGUGCUAAACGCACUGAAGCACCGUAAACCGAAACCCCAAAAGAAGCGCUACCUUUUCCGAUCCUUCAAGGCGACAAAGUUCUUUCAAACGACCACACUGGAUUGGGUGGAGGCGGGUUUACAAGUGUGCCGGCAAGGGUACAAUAUGUUGAACUUGCUGAUUCAUCGCAAGAAUCUGAACUACUUGCAUUUGGAUUACAAUUUCAAUCUGAAACCAGUCAAAACGCUCACUACAAAGGAACGUAAGAAGUCGCGUUUCGGUAACGCGUUCCAUUUGUGUCGAGAAAUUUUGCGCUUAACGAAGCUGAUUAUUGAUUCGCACGUGCAGUACCGAUUGAACAACGUCGAUGCGUUCCAGUUGGCCGAUGGACUACAAUAUAUAUUCGCCCACGUGGGACAAUUGACCGGCAUGUAUCGGUACAAGUACAAGCUGAUGCGACAGAUUCGUAUGUGCAAGGAUCUGAAGCAUCUCAUCUACUAUCGGUUCAACACGGGUCCAGUAGGAAAGGGUCCUGGAUGUGGUUUCUGGGCACCGGGUUGGCGUGUGUGGUUAUUCUUCAUGCGUGGCAUUACUCCAUUGUUGGAGCGUUGGUUGGGCAAUCUGUUGUCACGUCAGUUCGAAGGUCGUCACUCGAAGGGCGUUGCCAAGACGGUUACGAAGCAGCGCGUUGAGUCACACUUCGAUUUGGAGCUGCGUGCCUCAGUAAUGCAUGACAUCGUCGAUAUGAUGCCGGAAGGUAUCAAGCAAAACAAGGCCCGUACCAUCCUGCAGCAUCUGUCCGAAGCUUGGCGCUGCUGGAAAGCCAACAUUCCCUGGAAGGUACCCGGUUUGCCGAUUCCGAUCGAAAACAUGAUCUUGCGGUAUGUAAAAAUGAAGGCAGACUGGUGGACCAAUACGGCACAUUACAAUCGUGAACGUAUCCGACGCGGGGCAACCGUCGAUAAGACGGUGUGCAAAAAGAAUUUGGGUCGGUUGACGCGACUGUACCUGAAGGCGGAACAAGAGCGCCAGCAUAACUAUCUGAAGGAUGGACCUUACAUUUCUCCCGAGGAGGCAGUAGCAAUCUACACGACCACAGUUCACUGGCUGGAAUCACGUCGCUUUGCGCCUAUUCCGUUCCCUCCGCUUUCGUACAAACACGAUACCAAGCUGUUAAUUUUGGCCCUGGAACGAUUGAAGGAAGCGUAUAGCGUAAAGUCACGCUUAAACCAAAGCCAACGCGAAGAGCUUGGUUUAAUCGAACAGGCGUAUGACAAUCCGCACGAAGCAUUGUCCAGAAUUAAGCGUCAUCUGUUGACGCAACGUGCAUUUAAAGAGACUGGAAUCGAAUUCAUGGACUUGUACAGCCAUUUGAUUCCGGUGUAUGAUGUAGAACCGCUGGAAAAGAUUACUGAUGCGUAUCUGGAUCAGUAUCUUUGGUACGAAGCAGAUAAGCGGCGUCUAUUUCCACCAUGGAUUAAACCGAGCGAUACGGAGCCACCGCCACUGCUCGUUUAUAAAUGGUGUCAAGGAAUUAACAACCUGCAGGAUGUAUGGGACGUUUCGGAGGGUGAAUGCAACGUACUGCUUGAAUCGCGCUUCGAAAAGCUGUACGAAAAGAUCGAUUUGACGCUGCUGAAUCGACUUCUGCGUCUGAUCGUCGAUCACAACAUUGCUGAUUAUAUGACCGCCAAGAACAACGUGGUGAUCAACUACAAGGACAUGAACCACACGAACAGUUACGGUAUCAUACGCGGUCUCCAGUUUGCCUCGUUUGUAGCGCAAUAUUAUGGCCUGGUGCUGGAUCUGCUCGUGCUUGGACUGCAGCGUGCUAGCGAGAUGGCCGGUCCACCACAAAUGCCGAACGAUUUCCUUACGUUCCAAGACGUUGCCACGGAAGCGUGCCAUCCGAUUCGUCUGUACUGUCGGUACGUCGAUCGUAUCCACAUCUUUUUCCGCUUCUCGGCGGAAGAGGCACGUGAUCUUAUCCAGCGCUACCUCACCGAGCAUCCGGACCCGAACAAUGAGAAUAUUGUGGGAUAUAACAACAAAAAAUGUUGGCCACGCGAUGCACGCAUGCGUCUGAUGAAACAUGACGUUAACUUGGGCCGAGCUGUAUUCUGGGACAUUAAGAAUCGUUUGCCGCGUUCGGUCACAACCGUCCAGUGGGACAAUACCUUCGUGUCGGUCUACUCAAAGGAUAAUCCCAAUUUGCUGUUCAACAUGUCCGGGUUUGAGUGUCGCAUUUUGCCAAAGUGUCGUACACAGAACGACGAAUUUACGCAUCGUGACGGUGUGUGGAACUUGCAGAAUGAAGUCACCAAGGAGCGGACAGCGCAGUGCUUCUUGCGGGUAGACGAUGAGUCGCUCAGUCGUUUCCACAAUCGCGUUCGACAGAUUUUGAUGGCAUCGGGAUCGACAACGUUCACGAAGAUUGUCAACAAGUGGAACACGGCACUGAUCGGUUUGAUGACUUACUUCCGUGAGGCUGUGGUCAACACGCAGGAACUUUUGGAUUUACUGGUGAAGUGUGAAAACAAGAUCCAGACGCGUAUUAAGAUUGGGUUGAAUUCGAAAAUGCCUUCCCGUUUCCCACCCGUCGUGUUCUACACACCGAAGGAGCUGGGCGGUUUGGGUAUGCUGAGUAUGGGUCACGUGCUUAUACCGCAGUCAGAUUUACGCUGGUCGAAGCAAACCGACGUGGGUAUUACCCAUUUCCGCUCGGGUAUGUCACAUGAUGAAGAUCAGCUGAUUCCGAAUCUGUACCGUUACAUCCAGCCGUGGGAAAGUGAGUUUAUCGACUCGCAGCGUGUCUGGGCCGAGUACGCACUGAAGCGUCAGGAGGCAAAUGCCCAAAAUCGCCGUCUUACGCUGGAAGAUUUGGAAGAUAGUUGGGAUCGUGGUAUCCCGCGUAUCAACACGCUGUUCCAAAAGGAUCGGCACACGCUUGCGUACGACAAAGGAUGGCGCAUCCGGACGGAAUUCAAGCAGUAUCAGGUGCUGAAGCAGAAUCCAUUCUGGUGGACACAUCAGCGCCACGAUGGUAAGCUGUGGAAUCUGAACAACUACCGUACGGAUAUGAUUCAAGCGCUUGGAGGCGUUGAGGGCAUCCUGGAGCAUACGCUCUUCAAGGGUACUUAUUUCCCGACCUGGGAAGGUUUGUUCUGGGAGAAAGCUUCCGGAUUCGAGGAGUCCAUGAAGUACAAGAAGCUUACGAACGCUCAGCGCUCCGGUUUGAACCAGAUCCCGAACCGUCGUUUCACGCUCUGGUGGUCACCGACGAUCAACCGUGCAAACGUGUACGUCGGUUUCCAGGUGCAGCUAGAUUUGACCGGUAUUUUCAUGCACGGCAAAAUCCCAACGCUGAAGAUUUCUCUGAUUCAGAUCUUCCGUGCUCACUUGUGGCAGAAGAUUCACGAAUCGAUCGUCAUGGAUCUGUGUCAGGUGUUCGAUCAGGAGCUGGAUGCACUCGAGAUCGAAACGGUACAGAAGGAAACGAUUCAUCCGCGUAAGUCAUACAAGAUGAACUCGUCCUGCGCUGACAUUCUUCUCUUCCCGGCGUACAAAUGGAACGUGUCGAGGCCCUCGCUGUUAGCGGACACGAAGGACACGAUGGAUAACACAACGACACAAAAGUUUUGGAUUGACGUGCAGCUGCGCUGGGGAGAUUAUGAUUCGCACGAUAUCGAGCGAUAUGCACGCGCCAAGUUCCUCGAUUAUACGACCGAUAACAUGUCGAUCUAUCCGUCACCAACCGGUGUGCUGAUUGCCAUCGAUUUAGCCUACAAUUUGCACAGUGCGUAUGGUAACUGGUUCCCGGGAUGCAAGCCACUGAUUCAGCAAGCAAUGGCAAAAAUAAUGAAAGCCAAUCCGGCUCUGUAUGUGCUUCGCGAGCGUAUCCGAAAGGCACUGCAACUGUACAGUUCCGAACCGACGGAACCUUAUCUGAGUUCGCAAAACUAUGGUGAGCUGUUCUCCAACCAGAUCAUUUGGUUCGUGGACGAUACGAACGUGUACCGUGUGACGAUUCACAAGACGUUUGAAGGCAACUUGACCACGAAACCAAUCAAUGGUGCAAUUUUCAUCUUCAACCCACGUACCGGACAGCUGUUCCUGAAGAUUAUUCACACAUCGGUAUGGGCCGGUCAGAAGCGUCUUGGUCAGUUGGCCAAGUGGAAAACGGCUGAAGAAGUAGCGGCCUUGAUUCGCUCUCUGCCCGUGGAAGAACAGCCGAAACAGAUUAUUGUAACUCGCAAAGGCAUGUUGGAUCCGCUCGAGGUGCAUUUGCUCGAUUUCCCGAACAUCGUGAUCAAGGGCUCAGAACUGCAGCUACCGUUCCAGGCAUGUCUGAAGGUGGAGAAGUUUGGUGAUUUGAUUCUGAAGGCUACUGAGCCGCAGAUGGUACUGUUCAAUCUGUAUGACGAUUGGCUGAAGACGAUCUCAUCGUACACAGCGUUCUCGCGAUUGAUUCUUAUUCUACGCGCGCUGCACGUCAAUACGGAACGUACGAAGGUAAUCUUGAAGCCGGACAAAACGACCGUUACAGAGGCUCACCACAUCUGGCCUACACUGACGGACGAGGAAUGGAUAAAGGUGGAGGUGCAGUUGAAGGAUUUGAUUCUGGCCGAUUACGGUAAAAAGAACAACGUCAAUGUGGCAUCACUGACGCAGUCGGAAAUCCGUGACAUCAUUCUCGGUAUGGAAAUAUCAGCUCCAUCCGCUCAACGUCAACAGAUUGCGGAAAUUGAAAAGCAAACGAAGGAACAAUCCCAGCUAACGGCAACAACGACACGCACCACGAACAAGCACGGCGACGAGAUCAUUACCUCAACCACGAGCAACUACGAGACGACGACGUUCAGCUCAAAGACCGAGUGGCGAGUACGUGCGAUCUCGGCAACUAACCUUCAUCUGCGUACCAAUCACAUCUACGUCAGUUCGGACGACAUCAAGGAGACGGGCUACACGUACAUUUUGCCCAAGAAUGUGCUGAAAAAGUUCGUUACCAUUUCGGAUCUGCGAGCUCAAAUCGCAGGCUAUCUGUACGGUGUUAGUCCACCGGACAAUCCACAGGUGAAAGAGAUCCGUUGCAUUGUGAUGCCACCGCAAUGGGGCACACAUCAACAGAUCAACCUACCCAGCACGCUCCCUGCUCACCAGUAUCUAAAGGAUAUGGAACCACUAGGCUGGAUUCACACACAGCCGAACGAAUUGCCACAGUUAUCGCCCCAGGACAUUACGACACACGCUCGCAUCAUGUCCGAAAACCCGAACUGGGACGGUGAAAAGACGAUCAUCAUCACGUGCUCGUUCACACCUGGCUCAUGUUCACUUACCGCAUACAAAUUGACCCCGUCCGGUUACGAGUGGGGCCACAAGAACACCGACAAGGGCAACAAUCCGAAGGGCUAUCUGCCCUCGCAUUACGAGCGUGUGCAGAUGCUGCUGUCGAACAAGUUCCUUGGGUUCUUUAUGGUACCGGCGCAGGGCAGCUGGAAUUACAACUUCAUGGGUGUGCGGCACGAUCCGAACAUGAAGUACGAGCUGCAACUGGCCAACCCGAAGGAGUUUUAUCAUGAAAUUCAUCGACCGUCUCACUUUUUGCUAUUUUCGAGCUUGGAGGAAGGUGGCGAUGGCAACGGUGCCGACCGUGAGGACAUGUUUGGUUAA
Anopheles marshallii is the source of this 7176-nucleotide messenger RNA. It is a transcript of the gene Prp8, whose product is annotated as pre-mRNA-processing-splicing factor 8. Gene Ontology annotation, cellular component: catalytic step 2 spliceosome; U5 snRNP. The coding region runs from base 1 to 7176 and encodes 2391 amino acids. Gene Ontology annotation, molecular function: metallopeptidase activity; U2 snRNA binding; U5 snRNA binding. The transcript is spliced from 7 exons. Lineage: Eukaryota; Metazoa; Arthropoda; Insecta; Diptera; Culicidae. Gene Ontology annotation, biological process: mRNA splicing, via spliceosome; spliceosomal tri-snRNP complex assembly. The record is from RefSeq and is a predicted model, not a curated record.